Molecule: messenger RNA, 2037 nt
Organism: Spodoptera frugiperda (fall armyworm)
Lineage: Eukaryota; Metazoa; Arthropoda; Insecta; Lepidoptera; Noctuidae
Exons: 3
Coding region: 477-1649 (390 amino acids)
Source: RefSeq, a predicted model, not a curated record
GUGUUUUUUUAAUUUAAGUAUUUUGUUUGUUGAAACUGUCUACUUACUUAUCUUAUGAGAAUCUCACACAUCACAUCGCAUACUCGAGCUGCGCAUCUUUCUUUCACAGCAGCGCAUCUUGAUAGGACAUCUUACUCGCACCGCUACAUAACUUAGUAUCAGUAGAAACGUCACAAAAUUUCAAAGCUUGGCUAUUACAUCUUCAACGCAUAGCUACAUAGUACAUCCCUGAUGGAAAAGCACUCUAAUACGAGUAUGUAAAACAACAGAUUACACAAACAUAUUUACUAACCAUAAAUAUUGUCCACACACGACAGUACACUGAAUUGAGCUGACAGGCGAACACACGUGCAACCAUGUAUUAAAUAACGCUAUUGUCACGCUUUUACUUGUACGAGUUUUUUAACAAUAAUAUUCAUACGUAAAUGAGUUCAAAAUAUUAACUAUUUUUGGAUAAACUUGUAUAACCUUUAAAAAUGCAAAGAAUUAAACAAUCUACCAAAGACUUAAUUCACAAAAUAGCUAAAGAACAGAUGUUUGUCGACUACCAUUUAGACAUCAAGGAAAUAUCGAGUGGAGGAGCAAACUACACAUCCAAGUUGUUUGCAGUCAGCAUCACGGAGGGUUCUAAUACACUGCGGCUGUUCUGCAAGGUGGCAGCUAUGGGUGAGAAGAUGCGAACUCAAGUAUCAAAAAUAUACGAAACAGAACAUUUCUUCUACACAAAACUUGGAAAAAUAUACCGAAACAUCGAAGACCAGUGUGGAAUACCGGACGGACUUAAGUUAAAUGUGAGCAAGUACUACGGAAGCAUUACUGAGCUGAACGAAGAAGCGAUGGUGCUGCAGGACCUGGUGGCGGCCGGGUACGAGGCAUACGACAGGUUCAAGUCGAUAGACUGGCCGUACGCGCAGGCGGCGACGCGGGAACUGGCCAAGUUGCACGCAUGUGCCUGGGCAUACGGUAAACAGGACCCGGAAGGGUUUGACGAAGUUAUGAAAAUGUUGACAACCGAUGUUGACGUAGACGACACUGACAUGAACACGUAUAUUAUCAAAAUUAUAGAAAAAGCUAUAAAAACUGUUCGAGAUGAACACAGAAGUAAAUUACAGAAAUAUUUCGAAACUUUCGACGUGGACACAUAUACAGCAGUUCAGAAAAGGAGCCGACGCCUGGUGCUGAACCACGGAGACUUCAGACCCAGUAACUUGAUGCACAGGACUCUAGACGACGGUUCAGUGGAUAUUAAAAUCGUAGACCUUCAGACCCUGCAGUGCGGCAGCCCUGCCAAUGAUCUAUUAUUCUUCAUCUUCACUGGCUCCGAUGAGAAGUUCCGCGCGCAGUACUUCGACAAACUCCUGGACCACUACUAUACAGAACUCAGCGCUGCCAUGAAGAGGCUGCAGCUCAACCCUAACGAGAUCUUCUCUAGAGAAGACUUCGACUUCGAAAUCAAAGAGAAACUACCCUACGCUUUGUCCCGGGCGGUGUUCACCCUGCCGAUCGUGACAGUAGAGGUUGAGGACGCCCCCCAAGUCGAUGAGUCUUUUGAUAUCUCCAAGUUCAACGUGGAGAAGACCAGCGACCUGUACGCGGAGAGACUGAACGGAGUCGUCAACGACUACGUCAAGUGGGCGAUUCUUACAUAAAUCUGUACACAUGGACAAAAUUGCCAUGUGUCAUAGGGGCAAACAUAGAAGUAUUAUAAGUUUAACAUGUCUAUUUAUUUAUACAUACGAAUGAAAUGAUUUUAGUCUCGAGGCAACUUUCAGCUGACACAGCAGUAUCAUUAGGGAUUAGGAAUCCACCUCGCUUACGUUGAUUGUGAUUACUCACACUGAUUACUCGUCUUUCCCAAAAUUGUGUACUUAGCCUUGAAUACUUAUCAUAAGGUUAAUUUUAAAACAUAACAACAAGCUUGAUGUUUAUGAGCACGUGUUGUUAGUGUAUUGAAAUUAAUUAACGUAAUAUUAUCAAUAUUUUUUCUAUUUAAAAUAAACUGUACAAAGUUUGUUACGAAUAAAAACUUGUAAUAUA